UGCUACCUCAGCUACCAAACGAACCAACCAAUAAUUGACAAUGGUGCACUGGACCGAAGAAGAGCGUCAGGCCAUCGCUUCAACCUGGGCCGAGGUCAACUUGGAAGAGGCAGGCCACCAGGCCCUGACUCGGGUGCUGGUUGUGUAUCCCUGGACCCAGAGGUACUUCAGCACAUUCGGCAACAUCUCCAAUGCCACCGCCAUUGCUGGUAACGCCAAGGUCCGCGCUCAUGGCAAGAGGGUAAUUGUGGCUCUCGGUGACGCUAUCAAGAACCUGGACAACGUGAAAGCGACUUACGCCAAGCUGAGCGAGUUCCACUCUGAGAAACUCCACGUCGACCCCGAGAACUUCAGGCUCCUGGGGGAGACGCUUAUCAUCACCCUGGCUGCCCAGUUCGGCGCUGCCUUCACCCCUGACAUCCAAGCUGCCUGGCAGAAGUUAAUGGCUGUUGUCAUCGCCGCCCUCAGCAAACAAUACUACUGAGAGCCCUCUACCGGAGGGCCCGGUUCAAGCUGCCCGCGCCAGAACUGAGAAUCUUCACUGACAGCACCAACUACUGCUUCCUUUUCAUUGUUACAGUAUUAUUAUUUCUGUCAGCCACAUGCCUUUUUAAAAAAUGAAACAGAUCAAUAAUUACUUGUCAAUAAAAUAUUGCUUUAUUGUCUGUGUAUUGUCAGAUAGUAUUUAAG
Polyodon spathula (Mississippi paddlefish) is the source of this 690-nucleotide messenger RNA. Its product is annotated as hemoglobin subunit beta-like. NCBI's taxonomy places the organism in Eukaryota, Metazoa, Chordata, Actinopteri, Acipenseriformes, Polyodontidae. Gene Ontology annotation, cellular component: hemoglobin complex; blood microparticle; haptoglobin-hemoglobin complex. The record is from RefSeq and is a predicted model, not a curated record. Gene Ontology annotation, biological process: hydrogen peroxide catabolic process; oxygen transport. The coding region runs from base 41 to 484 and encodes 147 amino acids. Gene Ontology annotation, molecular function: organic acid binding; peroxidase activity; oxygen carrier activity. The transcript has 3 exons.